Molecule: messenger RNA, 5145 nt
Organism: Eimeria mitis
Lineage: Eukaryota; Apicomplexa; Conoidasida; Eucoccidiorida; Eimeriidae
Cellular component (GO): nucleolus; nucleoplasm
Source: RefSeq, a predicted model, not a curated record
AUGAGGCCUUCGUGCGUGCUAUUGCCUCGCUGCAGCAGCAGGAGCGUGGGCGGCGGCGGCGGCGGCAGCAGCAGCAGCAGCAGCAACAGCCGCAGCAGCAGCAGCAGCAACAGCAGCAGCAGCACGAGCAGGAGUCGAAUACAGGUAGUCUUUCGGCUCUGCAUGAGCUGCUGCCGCGAGAUGCUGCUGAUAACAGCAGCAGCAGCAGCAGCAGCAGCAGCAGCAGCAACAGCAGCAGCAGCAGCAGCAGCAGCAGCGUCAGGUGGUUUUCGCAGGCAUGUGUUUCUACGCAGUUUGUGCUUAGCCUUCAAAGCAAAGCAGCAGCAGAGACAGCAGCAGAAGGAACAGCAGCAGCAACACAAGCAGCAACACCAGCAGCAGCAGCAGCAACAACAGCUGCUGCUGGUUGCAGCAGCUUGCUGUAUGCGGCUCGGAUUCCUCAGUGUCAGAGAAACGCUGCUGGAGGCGGGUGAGGAAGCAGCAGCAGCAGCAGCAGCGGCAGCAGAAGCAGCAGCAGAAGGUGCUGCUGCGCCGCCUGCAGCAACGGAGAGUGUGGCAGGCCCUGCUGCAGCAGCAGCAGGUGAAGCAGCAGCAGCAGCAAAGGCCGCUUUUGCUGUUUCUCGCCUGCUGGAGCAGCUGCAGCAGCAAGAGCAGCAGCAACAGCAGCAGCAGGGGGAAACAGCAGCAGCAGCAGCAGCAGCAGCAGAAGCAGCAGCAGAUGUAGAGAGGUUUACGCGGUGUCUCACGUGGUCCUCCGUCUGCAGCAGCUUUGCUGCUGUUGGCUUCUGCAGCAAGCUGCAGCAGCAGAUAGCGAGGGGCCUUAUUGUUGCUGCUGCUCUUCCUUGUGUCUCCUUUCUUCCCCUGCAGCCAGAAGACAACAACAGCAGCAACGCUGCAGUGGUGCGGGACUUUUUUUUCUUUUGCUGCUUGGAGGCGAUGGGUUCUUCUGCUGCUGAGACGGAGCGGUAUUUCGUGUCUUCUCCUUUUCUUUGCUUCAAGGCAGAUUUGUCUGCUGCUGCUGCAGCACGCCGUGCUGCUGCUGCUGCUGCUCAGGUGUAUAGGCACCUCGUCGCCUGGGUUGCGGAGCUGGGGGGCCGGCAGCUGACUGCUCUUGCUGCUGCAGUGCAGCAGAUGCAGCAGAUGUCUGCAGCAGCAGAACCAGGCGAGUUGCUGCUGCCCUGCUGCUGCAGCAGCUGCUCCAACGCUCACAACGAAGGAGCAGCAGCGGCAGCAGGUUCAUCAGGUGCAGCAGCAGCAGCAGCAGCAGCAGCAGCAGCAGCAGAAGGAACAGCAGCAGCUGCAGCAGCAACGCCAGAAGAAGGAGAGAGAAAACCGGAAUCUUUCUUUAGCUGCAUCGACAGCAGCAGCCUGCGGCGACGCAUGCAUUCUAUCUUUGCUGCUGAUUCCUCCUCAGCUGCAGCAGCAGCAGCAGCAGCAGUAGUGCUGCUGGAGGCAGCAGAUAUCCUACCGGAUACAGAAGAAGACGCAGCAGCAGCAGCAGCAGCAGCAGCAGCAGCAGCAGCAAAUACACCUACACCACGCUGUUUCUCUGCCGGCCUCACCCGCUUCUGCAGCAACUUUGUCAACGAGAAACUGAUGCAGCACAUGCAGCAGCAGCUGCUGCACCAGCAGCUGCUGCAGCAGCAGCAGCAGCAAGCGCUAACCCUAAGAGAUACUGCAGAGUUGAAUCAAGGAAUGCAAAUGCUGCAGCAGCAGCUGCUGCUGAAGGAGCAAAAACUCCAGGCGCGGCGCCGCCGCCGGCAGCAGCAGCAGCAGCAGCAGCAGCAGCAGCAACAGCAGCAGCAGCAGCAGCAGCACUGCAACUUCACUCAAGGGGAUCUCGUAACUGGGCCACCUGCGCUUGCCGUGAUGGAAGGACGCAGCCGCAGCCGCAGCAGCAGCAGCAGCCGCAGCAGCAGCAGCAGCAGCAGCAGCAGCAGCAGCAGCAGCUGGCAGCAGCAAACAAGUGCGUUCUCGCUGCUUUGGGAUGCUGCGAGGUCCCCUAUUAUAAAAGACGAGAACAGAGACUGCUUCUUCUUUCAUCAGCUGCAGAAGCAGCUGCAGCAGCAGCUGCAGCAGCAGCUGCAGCAGCUGCAGGAUGCUGCGAGGUCCCCUAUUAUAAAAGACGAGAACAGAGACUGCUUCUUCUUUCAUCAGCUGCAGAACGAGGUGCGACGACAGCUGCAGCAGCAGCAGCCGCACCAGCAGCUCGGUCAACGGCAGCUGCAGAAGCAGCUGCUGCAGCUUGAGCAGCUGCAGUUGCAGCUGCAGCAGCAGCAGCUUUUCCUGCACCCAGCAACUCGGGCUCUUUCACAAAGCAGCAGCAGCAGCAGCAGCAUCAGCAGCAGCAGCAGCAGCAGCAGCAGCAACGAGAGUCGUCUUUCUUUAACCCUCAAGCAUGCAUGGGGGGACUGUACGUACACCGUAGACGGCUUUGCUGCUGCUGCUGUUCCCAGCAGCGCAGCAGCAAACCAGGUGCUGCUGCAUUUGUCUCCUCCGCUGCUGCCUUGGCUUCAGAAGAGACUAGCAGCACUCAGCAGCAGCAGCAGCAGCAGCAGCAACAGCAGCAACUGGUUGCUGGGGGCAUCCUGCUCUCUCCCUGCUGCAGCAGCAGCUUUACUUGAUUCUCUCUCUGCACCUACAUGCAGCUGCUCGUUUGCUUUGUGUCUUCCUGCUGCUGCGCUGCAGCAGCAGCUGCUGCAGCGGCGUCUCGGGCUGCCGCAGCACGCGCUGCUGCAGCACCGAUGGUUUCCGGUGUCUGUACACCGCGAAGCAGUCGAAGCAGCAGCAGCACAGCUGCUGCUGAACCAUGGCCACCCGGCUCCCUCCAGUGCUGCUGCUGCUGUUGCAGCUGUUGCUGCGUUUGUUGCUGCAGCAGCAGCAGCAGCAAGGUCUCAGAGCACCGCUAUUACGUCUGCUGCUGCUUCUCCCAUCCAAGCAGCAUCAACUGCCGAAGAACCAGUGGUUCUAGCAGCUGCAGCAGCAGCAGCAGCAGCAGCAGCAAGGGAGCAGCAAGAAGAAGCAGCAGAAGCAGCAGCAAGAGAGCAGCAAGAAGCAGCAGCAGCAGCAGCAAGGGAGCAGCAAGAAGAAGCAGCAGAAGCAGCAGCAAGAGAGCAGCAAGAAGCAGCAGCAGCAGAGAGGAAGCAGCAGAUCCGUUCAGCCCUGCGGUCACGGGUGUUGUGUAUUGCUGCCCUGGAGAAGCUGCGUAAACGCAGCAGCAGAAGAUGCCGGAUGGCAGCAGGAGCUGCUGCUGCUGCUGCUGCUGCUGCUGAUGCUGCUGCUGCUGCUGCUGCUGCUGCUGAAGGAGGAGUCAAUGAAGCUCCGGCAGCCGAAGCGCUGCAGCAGCAGGUCAAGGUGCAGCAGCAGCUGCAGCAGUAUUCGGUGGGCCCGUGCAGCAGCAGAACUACAGAUGACGAUAGCGACCAGCUGCCUGAAGAUGCCUCCAGGGAGCAGACAGUUGGCAUAGGAAGCUGCGAAGACACCGCAGCAGCAGCAGCAGCAGCAGCAGCAGAAGCAGCAGCAGCAGCAGCAGCAGAUGCUGAUGCAGAUGCAACAGGAGCAGAAGUAGGAGAAGCAGCGGGAGCAGCAGCAGCAGCAGCAGCAGCAGCAGGGAGAGAAGGCUUGAUUGAGGCGCAGGAGAGGCGACGCAGGCGGCAGAGGAAACAUCGAUCCUCAGCAGCAGCACCAACGUCAGAAGCAGCAGCAGCAGCAACAGCAUCAGCAGCAACAGCAGCGGCAGCAGCAGCAGCAGCAGCAGCACGGCGCGUAGGUCAGCAGUUGCAGCAGCAGCUGCAGCAGCAGCUGCUGCAUCCAGCGCUGCAGUGGCAACAACAGCUUUUGCUGCAGCAGCUGCAGCUCCCGGUGCAGCAGCAGCACAACGAACCACCGCCUCCUUUUUACUCUCAUCUGAGGCAGGCCGCGCUGCUACCGCAGCCGCAGCAGCAGCAGCAGCAGCAGCAGCAGCAGCAGCGCAUUGGUAUGGGCAGUAGACGCCAGCAGCGGUACCGCGCUGCACCCUUGUUGCAGCAGCCGCAGCAACACCAGAACCAACAGCAACCGCAGCAGCUUCUCAGCGAGCAGCAGCAGCAGCAGCAGCAGCAGCAGCAGCAGCAGCAGCAGCUGCAGCAACAAUUCCCCUUAUAUGCAUCAGAAGGAGAUUUGAUUAGCGGCCCUCCGCCGCCCCCGCCCCCGCCUCACCAGCUGCAGCAGCAGCUGCAGCAGCAACUGCUGCAGAAGCAGUUGCUGCAGCAGCAGCAAUUGCAGCAGCCCCUGCUGCAGCAGCAGGAGCAUGGCGGGGCCCGUGUGUUCUAUCUGUCUACUCAAAGAGAAGGCAUCAGCAAGAGCAGCAGCAGCAGCAGCAGCAGCAGCAGCAGCAGCAGCAGCAGAGGCCUAAUGACCCCUCCUCCUCCCCCCCCUCCGCCGCAUGCAGCAGCAAGAGGGGCCCGCUGGGUGCUGCGGGAUGGGGCUUGCAGCUGCGGUAGCAGCAGCAGCUGCAGUAGGAUUAGCGAUAAGAGUAGCAGCAGUGGAGGCAGCAUCAACAGCAAAAGCAGCGGCAGCAGCAGCAGCAAAACCAGCAGCAGCAGCCGCAGUUGUAGCAGCAGAAUCAAGAGCAGCAGCAAAAGCAGCAGCAGCAAAAGCAGCAGCAGCAAUAGCAGCAGCAGCAAUAGCAGCAGCAGCAAUAGCAGCAGCAGCAGACGCAGUAGCAGCAGCAAAGCAGCAGCAGCAAAAGCAGCAGCAGCAAAAGCAGCAGCAGCAGUAAAAGCAGCAGCAGCAAAGGCAGCAGCAGCAAAAACAGCAGCAGCAGCAAAGGCAGCAGCAGCAGAUGCAGUAGCAGCAGCAAAGGCAGCAGCAGCAAAGGCAGCCGCAGCAAAGGCAGCAGCAGCAAAAGCAGCAGCAGCAAAAGUAGCAGCAGCAAAAGCAGCAGCAGCAGCAAAAGCAGCAGCAGCAGCAAAAGCAGCAGCAGCAGCAGAAGCAGCAGCAGCAGCAAAGGCAGCAGCAGCAGCAGUAACAGAAGCAGUGGGAAAAGCAGCAGCUGCAAAAGCAGCAGCAGCAAAAGCAGCAAAAGCAGAAGUGUUAAUAGCAGCAGCAGCAGCAGCAGCUGCAGCAGCAGAAGCAGCAGCAGCAGCAGCAGCAGCAGCAGCUUGA